AUGGACUACGAAAACGACCCCGGCUGGGUCUAUCUCCGGCAAUCUCAAGAACAGCUGCUAGCAGCUACCACAAAAAAAUUUGAUUCUAAGAAAAAUGUUUGGAUAUCGGAUCCCGAAGAAGGUUUUGUUGCUGCGGAAGUUAAGAGUACUAAAGGUGAUACGGUGGUGGUCGUUACCAGCAAAGGAGCUGAGAAGACAUUAAAAAAAGAUGACACUCAACAAAUGAAUCCACCAAAAUUUGAAAAAACUGAAGAUAUGGCAAACCUGACAUUCCUAAACGAUGCUUCUGUUCUGCAUAACCUUCGUCAACGAUAUUUUUCAAUGAUGAUCUAUACAUAUUCGGGACUGUUUUGUGUGGUUAUCAAUCCAUAUAAACGUUUACCAAUUUAUACAGAAAGUGUUUGUAAAAUGUACAUUGGAAAACGUCGUAAUGAAAUGCCACCGCAUUUAUUUGCAAUAUCCGAUGAAGCCUAUAGAAAUAUGAUUAACGAUCGUAUGAACCAAUCGAUGUUGAUUACCGGUGAAUCAGGUGCCGGAAAAACGGAAAAUACUAAAAAAGUUAUUUCUUACUUUGCAACAGAUCAAAUUGUUCAAACAAAUCCUGUAUUGGAAGCAUUUGGUAAUGCAAAAACUGUUCGGAAUAAUAAUUCAUCGCGAUUUGGCAAAUUUAUUCGUAUACAUUUCAAUACUGUUGGAAAAUUGGCUGGUGCCGAUAUCGAACACUAUUUACUGGAAAAAUCUCGUGUUAUUAAACAAGCACCUGGCGAACGAUCCUAUCACAUUUUUUAUCAAAUUAUGUCUGGAAAAAUUGCUGGGCUUAGAGAAAAACUAUUUUUGUCCAAAGAUAUUCGAAAGUACUGUUUUGUAUCGCAGGCGGAAAUAACCAUCGAUGGUGUCGACGACAAGGAAGAAAUGCAAAUAACGGACGAAUCAUUUGACAUAAUGCACUUUGCUGAAGAAGAAAAAAUGGAUUUGUUCAAACUUGUUGCCGGUAUAAUGCAUAUGGGUGAAAUGAAAUUUAAGCAGCGGCCACGAGAGGAACAAGCCGAAUGCGAAGACCAAUCCGAAGGCGAUUUGGCAUGUAAACUAUGGGCUGUUGAUAAUGACAAAUUUGUUAGUGCACUGUUGAAACCAAGAGUCAAAGUUGGCAGUGAAUGGGUUAACAAAGGACAAAAUUUGAAUCAGGUGAACUGGGCAGUUGGAGCGCUUGCAAAAGCUUUAUUCGCACGAAUGUUUACAUGGUUAAUCAAACGGUGUAACAAAACAUUAGAUGCUCAAGCCUUGACCCGCGACUAUUUCAUUGGUGUUUUGGACAUUGCUGGUUUUGAAAUUUUUGACCAUAAUUCAUUUGAACAACUGUGGAUAAAUUUUGUGAACGAAAAGCUGCAACAGUUUUUCAACCACCAUAUGUUUGUGCUUGAACAAGAGGAGUAUCAAAGCGAAGGCAUAAAAUGGGAAUUUAUUGAUUUUGGUCUUGAUCUGCAAGCAUGUAUUGAACUUAUCGAGAAGCCUUUGGGAAUUAUCUCAAUGCUUGAUGAAGAAUGUAUUGUACCCAAAGCCACCGAUAUAACCUUGGCUCAAAAAUUGAACGAUCAGCAUCUGGGCAAACAUCCAAAUUUCCAAAAACCAAAACCACCAAAAGGAAAACAGGCAGAAGCACAUUUGGCAAUUGUACAUUAUGCCGGCACUGUUAGAUAUAAUGUAAAAGGUUGGCUUGAGAAGAACAAGGAUCCACUGAAUGAUACAGCUGUUUCUGUUCUGAAGGCAAAUACUGGCAUGAAACUUAUGUCUGAAAUUUGGGCAGACUAUAAGACUCAGGAAGAUGUUGCUGCAUUGGUUAAAGAAGGCAAGUCAGCUGGGAAAAAGAAGGGAAAAUCGUCAUCAUUUCUUACUGUAUCAAUGAUGUACAGAGAAUCUCUCAAUAAACUGAUGACAAUGCUUUACCAAACUCACCCUCAUUUUAUACGUUGUAUCAUUCCAAAUGAGCAAAAAAAAUCUGGCGUUAUUGAGGCCAAUCUCGUGUUGAAUCAAUUGACAUGUAACGGUGUAUUAGAAGGCAUACGUAUCUGUCGUAAAGGUUUUCCCAACAGAGUGGCAUACAUUGACUUUAAACAACGUUAUUCGGUACUUGCGGCUGAUGCUGCCAAGUCCGGAAAGGAUGUAGUGGAUGCAAGUCAAAAGAUUCUCGAAGAACUUUUAAAACGAAACCUGCUGAAACCUGAAGAAUUCCAAUCUGGAAAAUCAAAAGUAUUCUUCAAAGCUGGUGUGCUUGCGAGAAUGGAAGAGUUAAGAGAUGAAGCUUUGUCAGUAAUUAUCACCAAAUUUCAAAGCGCUUGCCGAUAUUACUAUGCUCAGUACGAUAAACGAAAACGUUUACAACAGCGUGCUGGUCUUCUAAUUCUCCAGAGAAAUAUCCGAGCAUGGUGCAAUUUGCGAAACUGGCACUGGUUUAGACUCUACAGUCGUGUCAAACCUCUGAUCAAGGGUAAUAAAAAGGAUGAAGAGUUUGAGGAAUUGGAGAAAAAAUAUAAAGAACUUUUGGAGAACUUCAGUCGAGAGGAGAAACUUAGGAAAGAAGCGUCUAGCACUGUGGAACGGCUGAACGCUGAGCGUCAAGCAUUAUUGCUACAACUGGAACAGGAAAGGGAUGUCACUGCAGAAGGCGAAGAACGUGCAGCUAAAAUUCUUGCUCAGAAAGCCGACAUUGAAAGACAGUUAGCAGACAUGAAUGACCAACUAGCUGAUCAGGAAGACAAGAAUGCUAGUCUUCAAAAAAUGAGAAAAAAGCUGGAGUCAGACGUCGAUCUGUUUAAGAAAACAGUUGCUGAACUUGAAACGACCGUAAAGAAACAAGAAUCUGAAAAAGCAAAUAAAGAUCUCCAAAUUCGCUCACUUCAAGAAGAAAUUGCUUCACAAGAUGAAAUGAUUUCAAAAGUAAAUAAGGAGAAGAAACAUCAAGAAGAGGUCAAUCGUAAGCUGCUUGAUGACGUUCAAGCAGAAGAGGAUAAAGUAAAUCACAUGAAUAAAGUCAAAAUAAAACUUGAGCAAACUUUGGACGACCUAGAAGAUGGAUUGGAACGGGAAAGGAGGGGAAGACAAGAUGUUGAAAAAGCAAAGAGGAAAGCGGAAGGGGAACUCAAAAUUGCUCAGGAAACCAUUGAGGAACUUACGAGGCAAAAGCACGACAGCGAAAACGCUUUGAAAAAGAAAGACGCGGAGCUUCACUCUUUAACUGGUCGCGUUGAGGACGAACAGUCAUUGGUUGCAAAACUUCAAAGGCAAAUAAAAGAAUUACUCGCUCGGAUACAGGAAUUAGAAGAAACUUUGGAAGCAGAGCGGCAGGCGCGGCAUAAGGCAGAAAAGGCGAGAAAUGAAAUGCAGAAUGAAUUAGAAGAACUUGGUGAUCGCCUUGAUGAAGCCGGUGGCGCGACUCAAGCUCAAAUGGAGGUGAACAAAAAACGAGAAGCAGAAUUGACGAAGCUACGACGUGAUCUUGAAGAAGCAGCACUGAAUUCAGAAACUGCUUUGGCAGCAAUGCGUAAGAAGCACAAUGAUGCUGUUACAGAACUUUCUGAUCAACUGGAUGCACUACAGAAGGCCCGAGCCAAAGUUGAAAAAGACAAAUCGCAGAUGCAACGCGAAACAGAAGAUCUUCAUGCUCAACUCGACUCCGAAAUAAAACAAAGGCAAAAUGCCGAUCGCUUGGCGAAACAACUAGAAUCUCAGCUUACUGAGCUGCAACUAAAAGGUGACGAACAUGCCCGACAAGUGCAAGAAAUGCUGACAGUGAAGAACAAACUGCAAAGCGAAAAUGCUGACUUGAAUAAACAACUGGAAGAUUCAGAAGGUCAGCUAGCGGCAUUAAAUCGUAUCAAACAGCAGUUGACAUCUCAAAUAGAAGAACUGAGACGACAGCUUGAACAAGAAACACGUGAACGACAUUCACUUUCUUCGCAGGCUGCCAACUAUCAAAUGGAAUGUCAGCAACUACGUGAUGCUCUUGAAGAAGAACAGGAUGGUAAGACCGAAUUACAAAGGUUGGUCUCAAAAGCUAAUGCUGAAGCACAACAGUGGCGUGCUCGAUAUGAAGGUGAAGGAAUGAGUCGUGCUGAGGAGUUGGAGGAUGCCAAGAGAAAAUUGCAAUCUAAAGUACAAGAAAUGCAUGAGCAGCUAGAAACUGCAAACAGCCGAGUAAGCUCGCUUGAUAAAGCUCGACUACGUUUAUCACAGGAACUGGAGGAUGCUCAGAUUGAAGCUGACAGGGCAAACAGUUUAGCCAAUUCGUUGGAGAAGAAACAAAAAGGAUUUGACAAGGUUGUCGAAGAAUGGAAACGAAAAUGUGAUGCUUUGGUAAUGGAAUUAGAAGCAAGCCAAAGAGAAACAAGAAAUGCUGCAACUGAAGCAUUCCGACUUCGAAACAGUCUUGACGAGGCCGCUGAACAACUUGAUGCGGCUAGACGAGAAAACAAGGUGCUGGCUCAGGAGCUGAAAGACAUGACUGAUCAGCUAGGAGAAGGCGGUAAAAGCGUUCAUGAGCUGCAGAAGUUGCGAAGAAGACUGGAAAUGGAAAAAGAUGAGCUUCAGCAAGCACUUGAUGAUGCUGAAGCGGCUCUGGAAGCAGAAGAAAGCAAAGUUUUGAGAGCGCAAGUUGAAAUUUCACAAAUUCGAUCUGAAAUUGAGAAACGCAUCAGUGAAAAAGAGGAGGAGUUUGAAAAUACGAGAAAGAAUCAUCAGCGUACCCUUGAAAGCAUGCAGGCGAGUUUAGAAACUGAAUCACGUGGACGAGCUGAACUGAUGAGGAUGAAAAAGAAGCUGGAAUCGGACAUUAAUGAAUUAGAAAUUGCGCUGGAUCACGCAAGUAAAGCCAAUGUUGAUGCACAAAAGAAUAUCAAACGGCAUCAAGAUACCAUUCGUGAGCUUCAGACACAAAUGGAGGAAGAACAAAGACAACGUGAAGAGUUACGGGACCAAUUAAAUACAGUUGAACGGCGCGCGCAAAUUCUACAGUCUGAAAAAGAAGAUUUGGUCAUUGGAAUUGAACAGGCGGAGCGACUUCGUCGUCAGGCUGAACUUGAGUCUGCAGACGCUAAAGAAACUGCAAAUGCAUUGACAGCUAAUAACGGAGCUUUAUCGUCAGCAAAACGCAAGGCUGAAACUGAACUUCAACAACUUCACAGCGAAUUUGAUGAGGUUCUCUCAGAGUUGAAAAAUACAGAUGACCGAUGUAAAAAGGCGAUGAUGGACGCUGGAAAACUGGCUGAGGAACUACGUGCUGAGCAGGAACAUGCACAAAACUUAGAAAGGCAGAGGAGGGCGUAUGAACAGCAAAUUAAAGAAAUGCAGACUCGUAUGGACGAAGCUGAAGCAGGUGCUAUGAAGGGAGGUAAACGUAUGUUAGCUAAGUUGGACCAAAGGGUACGGGAAUUGGAAUUUGAACUUGCUGAGGAAAAUAGGAAGCACUCUGAAACACAGAAACAGAUGAGAAACAAGGAUCGUCGUGUACGAGAAUUACAGUUCCAAGUGGACGAAGACAAAAAGUCUAUGGAACGAACAUAUGAUCUUGUUGAGAAGCUGCAAGCAAAAAUUAAGACAUAUAAACGUCAAGUUGAGGAAGCAGAACAACUGGCUACGCAAAAUCUGAGCAAAUACAAGCAACUACAACAUAUGCUGGAAGACGCUGAAGAACGAGCCGACAUUGCAGAAAAUUCAUUAGCAAAAAUGAGGGCUAAGUCUCGAUCUGGCGUCGGGUUUGGAUCCAAUGCGAGAAUGGCUCGUUCUGUAGGUUCUGCUGCAAAAGCAGCGUUUAAAUUCUUGGCAUCAAACACCGGUUCUGCUAUUCGCUCAGUUUCAGUAACCAGAAACGAAAAUGUUGAAGUCGAAUGA
Enterobius vermicularis (human pinworm) is the source of this 5883-nucleotide messenger RNA. NCBI's taxonomy places the organism in Eukaryota, Metazoa, Nematoda, Chromadorea, Rhabditida, Oxyuridae. The record is from the annotation of a GenBank genome assembly.